CCACAGACGAGGCUCAGCUCGUACUGGAGAUCACCUCGUAUUGCUGCUCCCUGCUCUCAGAGGCCCAGACAAUCUGCGUGUCUCAUUCUGUCGGGCUUCAGCUGGAAGGCUGUUGACCGUUUGAGUCCGUAUAUGGUUUUCUUCCAGGAGGUACAGAUAGCCAUCAGCACACUGCACAAGUAUUGUCUGCUGUAUAUAUAGUUGUAUUCCUGGCAAAUCGUGAGACGUCCUCCGUAGCUUGACUAGCCAGCAUACUCUGUUGUUGUUGCUUCAAAAUGCGUUACUCCUUCACACUCGCUUCUUUGGGCCUGAUCUCCUCGGCUCUGGCCAUCACUAUCACUACUCCGUCAUCAGACACGGAAUGGGACUUUUCCACCCCGAAAACCAUCAAGUUCACCAGCGACUCCAGUGAUCCUGAGUAUAUCAGUAUCAUCCUGCGAAAUGAGGAUGGCUCCUUCCAGACCAAGUUGGCGGACAACGUGAAGACCUCCGAGGGGGAAUACACCACUCAACCCAACCCUAGCAUUUCCAACGGAGAUGACUACGAAAUCCAGAUCAUUGAUUCAUCAGGGCAGCUCGCCGUGAGCCCGGUGUUCACAGUCGAGAAGGGUGCUUCGAACGAUGGUACAACGUCCUCAUCCUCAUCCUCCUCACCUUCUUCUUCCUCAUCUUCAUCGACCACUUCAUCAUCCUCAACGUCCACCACCACCUCUACCACCUCCACUGCUUCCUCUACAUCCAGUGAGACCACUUCUACCUCAAUCACCACCACCACCACCACCACCACCACCACUCCAGGAUCGUCGACACCUGCGUCGUCGAUCACACCUUUGUCUUCUUUAGAUUAUUGAAGCAUGCAUGCAUGCGCUCAUCUCCAUGCUACGAGCGAAGGGGGUUGAAGGACUAGGCUAUUACGAUCGCGGAUUCUGUUAUGCUUCACACGGUAGUUUCGAU
Molecule: messenger RNA, 954 nt
Organism: Aspergillus fijiensis CBS 313.89
Lineage: Eukaryota; Fungi; Ascomycota; Eurotiomycetes; Eurotiales; Aspergillaceae
Product: GPI anchored serine-threonine rich family protein
Exons: 3
Coding region: 276-851 (191 amino acids)
Source: RefSeq, a predicted model, not a curated record